Molecule: messenger RNA, 1230 nt
Organism: Colletotrichum godetiae
Lineage: Eukaryota; Fungi; Ascomycota; Sordariomycetes; Glomerellales; Glomerellaceae
Product: S-adenosyl-L-methionine-dependent methyltransferase
Exons: 1
Coding region: 102-1115 (337 amino acids)
Molecular function (GO): methyltransferase activity
Source: RefSeq, a predicted model, not a curated record
GAACAACAUCACGCCCACAUCCGCUCAUCCCAUAAACCAUACCAGCAGCUCCCGACUUCAAGAUUAAAUUUUUGCGGAGUCAAUCAGUCAUCAAAUUCAACAUGCAACAUGAAGAUCAGCCGCCUAUUGAGGCAGAAGACUCUGGAAUCGACGAUGCCUCCUCUGUUGGCGGUGCCUCAACAGCAGAUGAAUCGAGCGCAUCGCUGAGAUCAAGCAUUCUGGAUUACCGCCGCGAGAAUGGACGGACGUACCAUCGCAUGAGCGAUGGGAAGUACGUCUUCCCAAAUGACGAGCGCGAGCAAGACCGUCUGGACAUCGUCAAUCACAUCUGGAUGCUGGCGCUCGACAACGCCUUCUGCCUGUGCCCCAAGAACGACGGUACCAAAGCCAAGAGAGUCCUCGACAUUGGGACCGGUACGGGGACCUGGGCCCUCGACUACGCCGAAACUUUCCCGGAGGCUACUGUCCUCGGCGUCGACCUCAGCCCUAUCCAGCCGGGAUUCGUCCCCCCCAAUUGCAGCUUUGAGGUGGACGACUUAGAAAAGGAGUGGACCUGGACCAACCCCUUUGACUUUAUCCUCUGCCGAAACAUGAAUGCGAGUUUUUCGGACUGGAACAACAUCAUCAAACAGGCAUACGACAACCUCGAGCCCGGCGGCUACUUUGAGAUUCAGGAUAGUCACUGGCCCCCCGUCGCUGAUGACGACACGAUGAAAGGCACCGCAAUGGACAAAUGGGGCGAUCUUUUAGUCGAAGCCUGCACCAAGAUUGGGCGCCCUGUUGACAAGGAGACGGUUCAGUUGGUGGGCAAGAUGGAGGAGACAGGGUUCGAGGAGGUGAGGAGGGUUCCUUUCAAGUUCCCGUCCACCGGGUGGCCCAAGGACAAGAAGUUGAAGGAGCUUGGUGACUGGAACCGCGUGAUGCUCUCAAGCGGUUUGGAGGGUCUGACGCUAGCACUGCUUACCCGUUACAUGGAUUGGUCCAAGGAAGAGGCAUUGAUGCUCUGCGCUCAAGUGAGAAAGGAAUUGGCAGACACGCGUAUACAUGCGUACUGGAAUGGAUAUAUCAUCUUUGGGCGGAAGCCCUUGAAGGCGGGCGAGGAGGAAAAAUUCUAAUUGAAGCGCCAGAAAGAAUGACGGUAAUGCCGUGGAAGAUCGGGUGUAGCUUGAUUGAAGGAAGUAAUGAGAAAGAGUAUUUUCAAAUAUGGCGAAGUAGAGCCUGACAUGUGAC